Molecule: messenger RNA, 4638 nt
Organism: Trichoplusia ni (cabbage looper)
Lineage: Eukaryota; Metazoa; Arthropoda; Insecta; Lepidoptera; Noctuidae
Exons: 9
Coding region: 202-4038 (1278 amino acids)
Biological process (GO): microtubule anchoring
Cellular component (GO): centrosome
Molecular function (GO): microtubule binding
Source: RefSeq, a predicted model, not a curated record
GUUUAAAAUUUAUUGACAAGCAACUAUUUAUUACAGAAAAAAUCUUCGUGCAACAAAUAAAAUUGAAAAAUGUGAUAAAAACUACUAAGAUUAACCCUAACAACACUGUGUUGGCGUUUGCGCUUAUCUAUACUUUCUCGAAUAUAAUUAAAAUGUUUGGGAGUAUAAUUUAUGUAGAAAUUUUCUAGUGUUUAGAGUAUAAUGGAUGCAUCGGCAUCAACAAAACCUGAUGCCGAUAAUAAUAGUGUGUAUGGUUUCUUCUUUAAACUAGAUGACAAUUAUCCACCGCAAACAAAGCAUAAAAAUACGGUUGUUAAAUACACAAAGCUGCCGGAUUUUGAUUUUGAUUCAAAAGUGUCAUGGCCUCCGCACAGUUACACAUUGCAACCUCGGCUCAGACGCAUAAUAUCACUUGAUGAUGAUGAAUUAAUCAAAACUAAUAGGUCUUUAAAAGCAAGUUUUACUACUGCACCAAAGAUAAUGGCAAAUAAUCACACUAAAAGGAAAAUUGUAACCAUAUCGGAGGAUGAUGAGAAUGAUUUACAUCCCAAAUUCUCUAAAGACAGAAGGAUGUAUCCUGUUAAGACAUCCAAUAGAUCAAUUGAAGCAGAUUUCAAGGAAAAACAAUCAACAAAUAGAACUACAUCAAGAUUAACAAGUUCUUCUAAACAUGCUAAGGAGAUUAAAACAAGUGCCAAAACCAACAGUCUACAGAAUAGGAAAGAAGCGUCUUCUAUAUCACAACAAAACUUCCGGAAACAUCAGAAUGUAGCAAGUCUGUCUGCUGAUAACGCUAAAAUUAAAAAUGUUAAAGAAAAAGAAACAGUGCGCAGUUUGAGAAGUCACACAUCUAGAAUUAGUGUAAGCAAACAUUUAGUCACACCAAGCGAAAGUGAAAACGAGUUGACCAAGAUCAAAAGUAUACUUUAUGAUAAUAUUAAAAGUAGUUCAGCAACAUACAAGAAGCCGGUGGAACGAACUAAAACGGGAAAAUCUGUGCAUUAUCCACCCAACAAAGCAAAGGUGUCAUUCUUAAAAGAUUUUCAGUGUAAGGGUAAACCACUAACAGUGAUACAUGUACCUCUUGAUGAUAAGUAUCAGAAGCAGCGGAAUAAGGAAUCAGAAACUUUACCAAACAUAGAUAUUAAUAACACCGUGGAACGCGGUAAUGACCCAGAUGAUGGGAACCGGUACAGAAAUGUGAUGACUGGCACCGAUCCCGCACCAGAAUCUGUCGACCAAGUGACACACACGGAAGACCUCCAAAUCGAUACAAUAUGCAAGUCCGAAAGCACCAUGCAGACGGAACCUAUGAGCGAAAUGUUCGAUAGUCUCGAAAUACCAAAUGUUACGUUAACGAAGGAUAAGUGCGAACCCAAAGACGAUACACUAACUCGUAGAAUGAAAACUUCAUCAUUGCCAAAUCUUAAAGUGCCACCCUUAAAAAUAGCCUCUAAAGAAAUAAACUCUAGUGAUUUAAGUUUUUGUCAGAGUUCUUCUUAUGUAAUUAGCCGGGCAACACUGACAUACACGUCUAGACAAAAGAUUAAUAUUCAGGUCGUCGCAGACGAUGACGUGAAACACACUCAGCCGCCUAGUCCAUUAGAUUAUCCCAUGAAUGUCGUGUCUGUAUUCAGGAAUGAAUUAAAAAAUAAGAAUAACAAUGAUAAUAUAUCGUCAGAUGAGUCAACCAAGAAGAAAACUUCCUCCAGAGAUGAAUACAUAAACUGUCUGAACGAACUCAAGUCGCUUAAUUGUUCCUACGUCUUUAAUAAGUUAAUGAAACCGUCCGACAUAAUUAGCACAAUAAAAGUUAAUAAAGGUCUAUUACAGAGCGACUACAUCUGUGAACAGUUCCAGCGAGAAUUAAACUUUAUAGAUUCAUUCUUUGAGUCGCUACAGUAUCUGGAGAGUUGCUCCCUUUCCGAAAAAUGUUACCAAGAUAACAAAGUUGAGAACUUCGUCAAUAAUUCUGUGUUAUUUGACUCCACAUUCGAUGUCAAGAAUUCGGAAUACGAUAAUUUCUUGUCGAAGCUCGAAAAUGGCGCGAAUACUGACGACACUGAAACAAUGGCAUCCAAGAGUCUUUGUCUGCUCAAUUUACUCAUUCGCGAUGAGCAAAGAAGAGCAAAGAAUCUUCUAUUUGUUUUGAAAAUGCGUGAAGAUGCGCUGAAGGAUUUCACUAAAUCACAGAUUCUGUGGUUAGAGAAGAAGAAAAAGCACGAUAACACGGAUAUCUCCACGUUAAAAAAGAAGCAGCGCGGCGCACUGCUCAAGCUGCAACACGAGUGCGGGGAGAUGCAACGGAUGCGAAAAGCCCUGCUCACGCUGUCAGAGAAACGCAAAGUGGCCCUUAUGAAAACCAAAAAGAACAUAGAAUUGAAACUCAAAAAUAACGUGGAUGUAGAACAGAUUAUACUAGGGAAAAAAAGGUUGAAAAGAAAUUCGUGUACAGACAGGACUGCUCCUCUUAAAUGUUUUGAUCUAUCGAGUAGCGGAUGCGAAGAGAGCACGACUUCCAGGCCGAACUCGGACGCGACGUUCGUGCCGUGCGAGGCGGUGCCCUCCGCGGCCAGCGUCACCAGCGCCGAGAAGUGCGUGCAGACCAGCGACGCGCUAUGCACCGAGCUCAUGGACAACGCCACCGACACCGCCGCUGAGAACUUCGUAGUCGUCGACGGAGGAUACUUGAACAUUCUGUUCCACAACAUUACCUUGCCACAGAUAUUCAGCAGCGGAAAACAAUAUGAGGUUAACGAGGAAGCUUUGAGGAAUAUCGUUAAUUCAGCCAAUAGUCAUAACAGUAACCUUAGUGGUAGUGACGUUGUUGAGAAACUUAUGGAUCAGAUUAAGAAUAAAGACUCAGAUAAGUCUCCUAGUACACCAUCCACUGCUCGAAGUCUUAUUGAAGAAUUCGACCAGUAUUAUAAGAAUCUAAUAGCAGAUGAUAAGAAUACAGCCACCUCGUCAGAACUAGAAAAUGAUAGUCAAAAAGUUUGUGAGAUCAAGGACUCAAGUGUACAGUCAGUAGAAAUUAAGUCAGAACCUGAAGAGGACCGGUGUGGCCUUAGUACAUCUACGUUAACGUAUAGCUCUGAUAGCACUAGUAUAUUAAAUGAAACGAACUUGUCGACCGUAGAACAACCGUGUGUGUGCGAGUCAGUGGUAUCAGUGGAGAGCCAGUGUUCCAUAGAGACGGAGCUGGGGCCUACUAGUCAAGUGCCGACGGGGCCAUUACCAGUGCCCGUGGGUGCCGCAGCCGUCGUGGAGAGCCAGCCCGCCGAUUCUUGGAUACCAGCGAAGUCGUCAGCAUCAUCUGUCUCCGACUCAGACAGCGUGAGCAGUCAGCCAUUGUGUGCUAGUGCAACACCAGUAUCAACUCUUGCUGCCCCCGUACACUGCGAGGCAGAGGAACUUCGAAGACAGCAGCUUGCUAUCGAGAGAGAGAUUAAAGCUUUAGAACAACAGCAGUGUCGCCUGCUAGUCGUGCGUGAGAUUCCGGACAAGCCGCCGCCGCCUUACACUCCGCCCACAGAAACUCGUGCACCAAAGCCGCCGCGCAUGUUCGCGCCCGAUGAGAACAUCAAAGAGAGUGUAGAGAAACACAUCACUGACCCAGAAAAUACCACCGAACCAACGGAAGCCUUCGAUGUGUUUGUAAAGGACUAUUGCCAGGAGUCGUUGGAGAGGCACAAGCAAGAACAAAGCGACAAGCCGUGGGACGCGUGCAACUUGCUGCCGCAGAAGCCGCAGGUGGACCUGCAGAAGCUAGUAGAGAAGACUUCUACGGAGCUGAAGGAGGUUUUGACUAGCGUCACGCCUGCUGCUGUGUCUGGUGUGUCUAGCCGUCGCUCGGACCACAUCGACGACAUUUUAUUCGCCGAGUGGCGUCGCUGCGAACCCGAGUGGACCACACUACACACAGACGAAGCUAUUGUCAAGAACCAGAUAUUCGAGAGCAUAUUCCAGAAAAUUCUCACGGACACCAUCGACGAAUACAAGAAAACGGUGCAGUGCAACGCUGUCACCACAGACUAAACGCAACAGUGCUGUUAAGGUUCGCUUUGACUCGCAUAAGUGACCAUCAUACACACACAUUUUACUCAUUAGGUUUCGAAAAAUAUUUAAUGUAAAUACAUACGCUUAGAGCAAUUUACUCGUAUCGUUACUAUAGUUGAACUAUUUGGGUACACUUUUAUACGAAGUACUCUAUUUAUUGAAAUGGUAUAAAAACUUUACAAACAAACAAGGAAUGUUAAAAAGAAGCAUCUCUUAUUUCUGUAAUUCAUUCUUUUGUUACGGAAAAAAUAGCUUCUGAUUACUUUUUAAGUUCUUUGUUAAACUAUACAAUGUAAUUUCAUUCUAUAGUUUUCAGAUUUAGUACGUACUGUAGUAAAAUAUUCCAGGCAACGUAGAUUAAGCUGAAGAACAAUAGGUCCAAUAUUUUUUUCAUAAUCAGUUCCAAAAGGCAUUUCUGGUAGAGAAAAAAAAUUACGUUGUUGUUUAUUACGUGUACAGAUUAUUACAAUAUAACAUUUACAAAAUACACAUUAUUUUGUUUUAUUUUAUUUUUUAUUCGACACCAUUCACGAACAGACAUCACGUAUUUAAACCUUUUUGUUUGGUUUUCGUUAAUUA